Messenger RNA from Meloidogyne enterolobii, 912 nucleotides. Lineage: Eukaryota; Metazoa; Nematoda; Chromadorea; Rhabditida; Meloidogynidae. The record is from the annotation of a GenBank genome assembly.
AUGGAAUUUUAUUUUUACUCUGUUUUUUCAGCAGUUGUUGAAAAUCUACAGACAAAGGAUGGCGGACCUUACCGUGAAACAAUUCCAUGGUCAAACAUAUCUUUAAAUCGACAACACGAUUUGGAAAAUAUAGACAAGAGAAGGUCGGAUAAUUUUUAUCCUCUUGCUGACCGAUUACUAAGGUCACCAACUAGACAGCUUAAUAUCGAGCCUUCUACGUCAUACGGAAGUGAAAAUGAUAAUAUUGGUUGCAGCCAGGAUACUUCGUUUUGUAUCAGUAAAACAUAUCCCCAACUAUCUGCCAAGCUUUUACACAGAGAAACGCAUAUUUCUGAAAAACAGAACACGCGUGAUGAGUGCAUAAUUUCUAAUGGGCCUAAUUCAAAUUUUAUGACACAUAAAAACAUUUCAACUGAAGCCAAAUUAAUGAAGUCUCCAGAAAGAAAAAUAGUUUCAUCGAACGAAUUUGUUUCGCAUUAUUCGAUCAACAAUUGUCAGACGCUUCCUGAAAUAAGAUCACAUCAAAACCAAAAUUUAACAGAAUAUGAUUUUCCGGCAUCUACAUUUAGUAGCAAUCUUUCCUCAUCUCUUUACUUUAUAAAUAGUGAGAAAAUACCUCGACAUUAUGAUAUAGAUAGAUUGGAACAAAAGUUGGCUGCUGAAACUGAGGAUGAGAAUGAACUAGUCAAAUUUCAACGAGAUUAUGCAAAUGAUUUUGAUGCUAAUUUUUCAACGAUGAAACGAAAACAAAAAGUAAUAAAACUGCGACAAAAAAGACAAAAAGUGCGAAUAGACGGUGUUUUCAGAAAAGUACGGGCGGUUGAUACAAUGUGUCGGGUUGUGGAGAGCUAUGAUUUUGACUGGACCGAUCUUUUUCCAUUGGGUAAAUAUUUUUCUAUGAUUUCUAAUUAG